Camelina sativa (false flax) is the source of this 1363-nucleotide messenger RNA. Lineage: Eukaryota; Viridiplantae; Streptophyta; Magnoliopsida; Brassicales; Brassicaceae. The record is from RefSeq and is a predicted model, not a curated record.
AUACACAGAGAGAGAGAGAACACCACCAUGGUUUCUUUUUCAUCCUGCUCUCUUUCGACUUCAUCAUCGACGAAGAAGAAUUCAAUGAGGUUUCCCCAAAUUCAACAAACCGUUUUCAAGAAACCUUACUCUGCUUCCUCUUCUGCGAGAGCUACCAGCUUAAUCAAAAGACGAGAGACCGUCUUUAAGAAAGCUAACGAGCUUUCAAUUCUGUGUGGUAUCGAUGUUUGUGUCAUCUACUACGGACCAGAUGGAGAGCUGAAAACAUGGCCAAAAGAGAGGGAGAAGGUCACAGCCCUCGCUCUAAGAUACGGCGCAUUAAGUGAGAGGAAACGACGCAAAGGAAGGGUUGAUCUUUACGAGUUUCUCGACAAGAUCAAUAAGGAUGAUUCCAAGAAGAAGGAUAAGAAGAAGCAGAAGAAGGAGAAGCCAGUGAGACGUGUGGCGAAAGUCAAGUAUCCAGUUUGGGACCCUAGGUUUGAUAAUUACUCUGCGGAGCAACUCUCGGGACUUGUUCAGUCCUUGGAACGUAACCUAACCAGAAUCCAACAAAGGGUUCGCGCUGUUGUUGAAGGUCACGGACAGAGGAAGAUACAGUACUUGAACAUGGCUAGUCAAGGACCGAUGAUGCCUAGUACGAUGAAUCAAUACUUUCAACAACAACCAAACCAGCAUGUUUCCAUGUUUCUGUACAACCAUGGGAACGGGAAUGUCUCGCAAAUCCCAGUCUCUGCAUCAGCUUUGAACCAAGGGCAAUCUCUGGCUCCGGUUCCGCCUGAACUCCUGAUUUACCCGAAUCAGGAUGUGGGAAACUACUCGGGGUCUUUUGGGGCACAAGGAACUGGGAUCAAUGGGUCUCAGAACAUGAACAUGUUAACCUACAACAACAUCAACAGCUUCAAUGGUUUCUCAAAACAGAUUGACCAGAAUUCCAGAGUGGGAAGUUACUCUAGCUUACUCGAGGAUGGAAUCGAUGAGUUUGAGGACAGCCGCAACAACUUCAAUGCGGAAGACUAUUCAGGGUUUCUUGGGGCGCAAGGAACGGUGACUAACGGGAUGCAGAACAUGAACAUGCACGACAACAACAACAACAGCGUCAACGCUAAUGGUCAUUCGCAUCAGUUUGGUCAGUUUCAAACACAACAGCAGCACGGAGCAUUCAAUUGGGAUCAACCUGGAAGCAACUUUAGGUCUCUCUAUGACCUCCCACAACCUCUCCAAUAACUUCAUAUUUUUAUUUUUGGGUUUAUAAUUAUCUUUUACAUAACUAAGAAGCAUAUAUAAUUAAUUUUGGUUAGUGCAAUUAUCAGUUUUGAGACAUUAUUAUAUAUCUAUCUCUAUUAUGUCUGGUUUUUAAAAGUGU